AUGCUUAGCAAACUUGCUACUAAAGAAAGUUUAAUGAAAAAAUUUUUUGAAAUCAAUUUCAAAAGAUAUUUAGCAUCAAAAGUUAUUGGGAUAACUGGUAGACCAGUAUCACCUAAACAAUUGUCUGUUUCUCCCACUGAAAGUGGAUAUUUUAAAUAUGAAAGAAAUAUUUCUCGUAAUAGUAAAUAUUCAAAUCCACAAUUAAAAGGUGAUACCCCAUUUAGAUUUUUGAUAAGUCGUUUAGGACAUGCCUAUGAAGUAUAUCCUUUACUUUUUCUUUGUAGUGCAUGGGUUUGUUGCUUUGUUUUUAUAACAUGGUGGAGUUUCCAAAAAAUAGAAGUAUGGAUAGAUAGAACUCAAGAGGAAGGUCCAUGGGCUUGGGAAAGAAUUAAAAAUAAUUAUUGGAAACAAAAGAAGGUAUUAUUUGAUUUUGAUAAAAAAUAUUCUCAAAGACUUGAGAUAAUGGAAGCCCUUCAAGAUGAAAUGAUUGAAGCAGCUAAAAAGAAAGGACUUAGAUAA
This is a messenger RNA of Strongyloides ratti, 519 nucleotides long. RefSeq lists its product as hypothetical. The transcript has 2 exons. The coding region runs from base 1 to 519 and encodes 172 amino acids. The record is from RefSeq and is a predicted model, not a curated record. Lineage: Eukaryota; Metazoa; Nematoda; Chromadorea; Rhabditida; Strongyloididae.